Molecule: messenger RNA, 2502 nt
Organism: Lichtheimia ornata
Lineage: Eukaryota; Fungi; Mucoromycota; Mucoromycetes; Mucorales; Lichtheimiaceae
Product: chitin synthase 1
Exons: 6
Coding region: 1-2502 (833 amino acids)
Cellular component (GO): cell septum; cell periphery
Molecular function (GO): chitin synthase activity
Source: RefSeq, a predicted model, not a curated record
AUGGAUCCCAAUGAUCUAAAUCGUCCUCCCACAGGAUUUAGUAUACAGCCUUAUCACUUUCAACAUGAUCCAGCCGCGUUUCCAGAACAUCCAUUACCACCGCCACCAACACCACCGCAACAUCAUCAUCAGCCAACACCAGCAUCGUAUGACCAUCAGCCUCUACUCUCCACUGUUACAUCAGGUCCACCACCACCACCUCCACCCAUACACGGCAGCAUUCCUUUAAGCAACAAUCAUAUGCAUCAUGGCGUUGCUCCUCGAAGACAACCACGUCGAUAUAAGACAACACGCAAAGUCAAGCUACACCGUGGCCACCUUGUGCUUGAUUGUCCAGUGCCUUCUCGUUUAUUACAAGCGGUACCUGCCAAAGAUUACAAAGAAUUCACAAGCAUGCGAUACACAGCAGCAACAUGCGACCCUUCGGAAUUUGUAUCCGAUGGCUACAAUUUACGACAACAACUCCUUGAGCGAAACACUGAAUUAUUUAUCGUGUUGACCAUGUACAAUGAAGAUGAAGUUUUGUUUGCACGUACGCUUCAUGGUGUGAUGAAAAACAUUUCGUAUCUAUGUGCGCGUGACCGAUCACGUGUUUGGGGUCCGAGUGGUUGGACAAAGAUUGUUGUGUGCAUUGUUGCUGAUGGGCGUGACAAGAUCAAUCCACGGGUACUUUCACUUUUAGCGGCAUUAGGCGUGUAUCAGGAUGGUGUUGCCAAAAACAUUGUGGGUGAUAAAGCGGUGGAAGCACACAUUUACGAGUACACCACACAGCUCUCCAUUGAUCCUGCAAUGAAAUUCAAAGCCGCUGACAAGGGCAUUACGCCAUGCCAAAUCUUACUUUGUAUCAAGGAAAGAAACAAGAAAAAGAUCAAUUCCCAUCGAUGGUUCUUUCAAGCCUUUUGUCCUCUCAUCCAACCCAAUGUCUGCGUCUUGAUCGAUGUUGGCACGCGUCCUGGUCGUUCAUCCAUUUAUCAUUUAUGGAAGGCGUUUGAUAUCAAAUCCAAUCUUGCUGGUGCUUGCGGAGAAAUAAGAGCCAUGUGUGGAACAGCGGGAAAGGCAUUAUUUAAUCCCUUGGUGGCCUCACAAAAUUUCGAGUACAAAAUGUCCAAUAUUCUUGAUAAGCCUUUGGAAUCCGUAUUUGGGUACAUUUCAGUAUUGCCAGGCGCAUUUUCAGCUUAUCGUUAUUCGGCCUUGCAAAAUGAUGCCGAUGGUCAUGGUCCUUUGGAAAAGUACUAUCUCGGCGAAACCUUGCAUGGUGGUGAUGCCGACGUCUUCACAGCCAACAUGUAUCUCGCUGAGGAUCGUAUCUUGUGCUAUGAGCUCGUAGCAAAAAAGAACUCGAAUUACGUCUUACAUUAUGUCAAUCGAAGCUAUGGAGAGACCGAUGUACCUGAUAGGGUACCUGAAUUUAUUGCCCAACGUCGCCGAUGGCUCAAUGGAUCGUUCUUUGCAGGCGUUUAUGCCUUAUGGCAUUGGCACAAGGUGUGGAAAUCCAAUCACUCUUUGAUACGCAAGAUGAUGUUCAUGGUUGAAAGCGUAUACACGGCCUUCAACAUGCUGUUUACUUGGUUUGCCAUGGGCAACUUUUACCUUACCUUCUACAUUUUGACAGCGGCUCUCGCAUCAGAAUCACUGGAUCCAGCACCCUUCUCAAGCACUGUAGCUAAUGUGCUACAUACGAUCUUCAAUUACAUUUAUCUUUUAUUACUCAUUAUCCAAUUUAUACUGGCGCUCGGCAAUCGUCCUCAAGGAAGCAAGUUGGCUUAUACAGCUAGCUUUAUCGGAUUCGCAGCAUUGAUGAUCUACAUGAUCUUUGCCACUUUAUGGAUUACAGUGGUUGGUGUCCAAUCAGCUGUAAAUGAUUCUGGAAGCUCCUUUGGUGCCAUGCUUGGUGAUGCUUUAUUUCGCAACAUUAUUGUUUCAUUAUUGUCAACGUAUGCGUUGUAUCUUGUCGCAAGCAUAUUGUUUCUGGAUCCAUGGCAUAUGUUUACGAGCUCCAUACAAUACAUAUUGCUUUCUCCAAGUUAUACAAACAUCCUCAAUAUCUACGCAUUCUGCAACACCCAUGAUGUUUCAUGGGGAACCAAAGGCGAUACACAAGUCAAAACCGAUUUGGGUGUGGUGAAAACGGGCACCGAAAAGGAGGGAGAUCAAACAGUUGAAGUGGAAGUGCCUACCAAUCAAACCGAUGUUGACGAGGCGUACGAAAUUGCAUGCAUGGAACUUCAAACAAAGCCUCCAGCAGAAGAAGAGCAUUGCGAUCCACAAACCAAACAACUCGACUAUUACCGUACUUUCCGCACACGCAUCGUCUUAACAUGGAUCAUUAGCAAUUUAGCAUUGGUGGUGGCUAUUACCAACUCGGCUUUUGAUGGCAUUGGUAGCUUUGAUACUCGAAGCAUGAUUUACUUGGGAUUCAUCUUGUGGAGCGUAGCAGCAUUAUCUCUUUUCAGAUUCUUGGGAUCUUGUACCUAUCUCAUCAUCCGCAUAUUCACAGGCUAG